AUGAUAUUUGGCAAUAAAUUUCCGGCAAUGGAAUCUGUAAGUUUACCAUAUGCUAAUGGUAGCUGUAUAUCUGGAAUAAAAAUUUGGUCACCGAAUUUGCAGUAUGUCGAUAUCCAAUGCUGUAAUAAGUCGAUGUUCUAUCCAUUACUUGACAACUUGCCAAAUUUGAAACGUUUUAACUGUGGACUCGGUACAAAUAAUUCAGGAUCGUUGAAGAAUCGAAAUUUACCACUAGAACAGUUAAAUGUUGACACUUACGACAGAUCAUCGGCAAGCUAUUGUGGCUCAAUGAUGAGUCUUGGAGAACUACUCGAUGUAUAUCAAUGUAUGCCCAACUUAGAACGUACUAUUAUCUUCAUUUAUGACGGAAGUCCGCUUGGUCGUAUCAUGGAUCAGUUUAAUCGUGUUCUAUCGAAUUGUCCAAAGCUAAAGACAUUUGAGUGUCACAUUGAAAGUUUCGGUGAGAUGGAAAGUUCAGAAUCUGCCGAUGAAAUUAAGAAACGCUACUAUCUAUUUCAAGACUCCUGUGUGUUUGCGUGCAAAACCCAAAGAGGAUAUUUACGUGGAAUAAAAAUGUCACGAUAA
Molecule: messenger RNA, 585 nt
Organism: Rotaria socialis
Lineage: Eukaryota; Metazoa; Rotifera; Eurotatoria; Philodinida; Philodinidae
Source: the annotation of a GenBank genome assembly